AAGAACAAAGUGUUCUCGCGAGAUGCUGUACCGCUCCAGCACCAAAAGGCUCCCCCGAAUCCGAAACCAAACGACGCCGCGACAAAAAGAGCCCGCCAUGCGUCCUCCUCCUCCCUGUCCGAAGUCUCGCACGGAGAAAUAGGGAGUCACGGGCACUGACAUGAAUUCCCCUGCUUGUUCUUGGAGCUUUCUUCUGGUCACAGUGAGCUAACAACUCCAAUCCAGGAGGAGGAAAAGGAGAUCUCCCACCCGGACAACACUGAUCAACAAAAGCUGAAAUUUUCUGGUCACGGGAGAGCACUCCCGUGAUGGCUCCUUCAUCUUGGUUGCCCUUGUUCUUCUUAGCCUUGUACCAGCUCGCGUUGCCAGUCGAGGCGGCGGCUAAGGCGUCUCCGGUGGUGGGCAACAUUUGUAGGGUGGAUGACGCGGAGCUGUUCCAUGUGUACUAUGGGCAGAGCUUCAAGGUCAUCAAGAACAGCAUUGAUGGGAAGAGCUACCUCCUCAUGCAGAGUAAUUCUAGGAUGGCUGCAAGAACAAAGUACUGCACCGGCAGGAUCAAGUCCUUCGUCGUCCCACUCUCCAAUUACUCUGUCGACACUACGAAUCUUCCCGUGUCUUUCUUUGAGUUGCUGGGUCUGCUAGAUAACUUCAAGGCAAUGACAUCAGACCAAAUUACUUCGGAGUGUGUUCUUAAAUUAUUGGUUAUUGGUAGUAUCCAACUAGUCAAUAAGAAAGACAUGCAACAACUGUCGCAAUUCACGGCACAUUUCAUAAGCAAUGUAGAAGAAGAACAAGCCUGCAAUUUUGCAGCUUUUGUACCUCUGGAUGAAAGGACUCCCUUGCAGAGAGCAGAAUGGAUCAAGUACCUGGCUACUUUCACAAACUCAGAAGUCAGAGCAAAUUCAGUAUAUGAUGCUGUUAAAGCAAACUAUAUAUGCUUAACAAAAGUUGCUGCAAGCCUUACGACCAAGUUCAAGCCGAUCGUAGCAUGGGUGGAUUACAACCAGGGAAUAUGGUCUUUUGCCAAAGAAAGUUAUAAGUUGCAGUAUGUAAGGGAUGCAGGAGGAGAGAACAUUGAUGACACUGUCAGCGACAAUAGCUAUAAUAUUUCAGAUCCUGAUGAUAUGGACAAUUUCCACGCGAUCCUUUGUACGGUGGAUGUUGUGAUCGAUCAGACAUAUGCAUUGGAUCCUGCAGAAUACAAGUUAUCGACAUUUCUGGAGAACAUGGACACGGGAGACAGCUCCCGGUUUGUCUUUCUGACCAAUCAAAGGCUAUGGCGUUACGAUAAGAGGGUCUACAAUUCUGUAAUCGUUGACUGGUUUGAUGGAGCCAUCUCCCAGCCACAGCUGGUUUUAGCAGAUCUAAUGGAGGCUUUCUUCCCAACAGGCAACUACAACACUACCUUCUUCAGAAACCUUGCCAAGGAUGAAGGAGUAAUCACGAUAAAUCCAGAACUCUGCGAUCGAAGCCCUUCCACACCCAUGGAUCCUACCAUCGUCCCUUGCCAGUGAACUCCUCUGCAGUUCACAGCUUCAUAUCUCAUGCACAGAUUAUUUGUUGCAUCAUUUAAUGUCUUCGAAUGUUAUCAUUGGUACUAA
Molecule: messenger RNA, 1601 nt
Organism: Musa acuminata subsp. malaccensis (wild Malaysian banana)
Lineage: Eukaryota; Viridiplantae; Streptophyta; Magnoliopsida; Zingiberales; Musaceae
Source: RefSeq, a predicted model, not a curated record